Molecule: messenger RNA, 243 nt
Organism: Cylicocyclus nassatus
Lineage: Eukaryota; Metazoa; Nematoda; Chromadorea; Rhabditida; Strongylidae
Source: the annotation of a GenBank genome assembly
AUGAGUGCUAGCGAAUGCGCGCGGCAAUCAAAUAGAUUUUGGCUGGGCCUAGGGAACGACGAUGAGGCGAGGACGAAGAUGUUUGACAGGUUGUCGGAGGCGAGGAUGAAGCUUUGUGGAUUAGCACGAGUGGCUAUAGGAAGAGCUUUAGGUGACCUGCGCGCCUACCAUUUCGAUGCUGAAAAGGAGAUGCUGUCGCCACCCUCGGUAAUAUUCAUAUAUGAUUUCUCAAAUCAGUGUUGA